Messenger RNA from Suillus paluster, 750 nucleotides. RefSeq lists its product as uncharacterized. The annotation marks the transcript as partial. The transcript is spliced from 3 exons. Lineage: Eukaryota; Fungi; Basidiomycota; Agaricomycetes; Boletales; Suillaceae. The record is from RefSeq and is a predicted model, not a curated record.
AUGGUGGGCGUGUUUCACAGACACACCCAUAAUCAUAAGUGCCAGCUAGACUGGCAUCCCAUGUACAUUCCAGGAACCGGACACACCGAGGGUGAAGGGUGUGAACAUGUGUUCUCAUCAUCAAACGAGCUUGCUCGUAGUACGAGACAUGCAAGUCCAUUCCACCGGCGUCAGACUAUCGAAGAACAUUUCUCAUUCUGGGACACUGACAAGUACGCCACCCUCAGCAAUUUCAUUUGGAACCAUUAUCGCGAGGCGCUAAACUCUAUUCAGACGCUCACUGCUGAGCUAGCUGUCAUCAAAGCUGAGCUAUGUCUUACUGACGAAGAUCUUUCUCAAUUUCUCAAAGAUGAACGUGACUACCUUGAUGGAUUGAAGCUGCCACCAGUCAGAGACCAACUCUGCAUACACUAUGUUGAAGUUCUCAACAAGCUCGCUCAACGACAUGCUGAUUGGGAUGUGGCUCGGGAAGUCGGCAAUAACACCCUGACUAGCAUUCCCACAGGUAGUUUAGAGGAGAUAAACAAUGCCCUUGUCCAAGCCCGGAUUCGUGUGGACUCUUCCUAUGCGAAGUUACAGCACGGUGAAGGGCUUGUCGCACAUAUCGAGACUCAAUUGGCUGUGGACCAGCGGUGGGAGAUUGGUGGGCCAGAGUACCGACAUUUUAAGGAGGAGGCAUCCCUGGGUAAGUACUGCACUGCCCUAGACAAGCUCGAGCGUCUCGUGGUGAUGAGGCUAUUUGAACUCUCC